AUGUACUCACUCACAAACCCUUUAUCUGUAUGCUUCUUCCUCCUGUCAUCUUCAUUUCCUUCUGACAAUAGCUUGCUUCAAAAGCAAUAUUUGUGACACUUGACAGCAGGCGAGUCAACACGAGAGGUGAGGGAAGACUAAAUUCUGAACCCUUGGAGGUCUUAUUUUCUCUUAGAAAGGGGAUCCGUCAGCUGUAAAAACCGAGAGCAGAAUUAGAGAGUGGAGUUGAGUUCAGAGAGUUCCUUUUUAUUGUGUAGUUUGAAACCAUCGUGAGCAUUUUUUAUGCUGGUCAGUGUACAAGCUUCAGAGGACUGUGUGACGACGGGCUGGAGUGUUGCUGCUGGAUGGUUGAGUGAUCUGUGGAGGAAGAGUUAAAUCCAAGUGCCUGCCCCUUGACUUUUGACCUUAACAUCCCAAUCCGGUGGGAUGGCAGAGGGGGCCGUGGGUACCUGUCCUCAGGUGUUCGUGGUGGACAGUCAGGCCAGCUACGUCGCUAUGCCAAAUGAAAAGAGAUCGAGGUGGGCCAGAGAAGGACAGAGGCUACUUCUCUUCCUGGUGGGAUUGUCUGUGCUGGGACUUCUGAUAGAGGGUUGCCUGAUCUACAGUCUUUACCAAAAAACCGAGGCACUUUCCCUCUGCAGAUUUCAUCACCUCUGCCAGAACUUGUCCAGUCCUGCAACAGUUGGUCACAAGAUUGGAAGCCCAUCCAGUCAAAUAGGAUCUAAAGAGAUUCCCAAACUGUGGAUGCAAACACAACAGAGGCCCUUUGCACACUUGCAGGGCGCCAGUAAUCCCAAAGGCGAAAACAAUGUGGUGCAAUGGGAACUGUUCGGGGAAGCCAUCACCAAAAAUAUGACAUAUGCCAAAGGCCUAUUGACAAUCCAGCAGGAGGGCUAUUACUACCUCUAUUCCAAGGUGGAAUUAAAUCCGACAGCGAAAUGCAAGCUUAUCCAGCACAAUGUCAUGAAAAACACCAGCGCCUAUGACAAGCCCAUAGAACUAAUGAAGUCAAGAAGUAAACACUGCUGGACACAGAAACCCUCAAAUGAACAGCCUUCAGGUUUAGACGAUCUAUGGAGCAGUUUCCUGGCCGGGAUUUUCCACCUGCAGAGCGGAGAUCAAAUAUAUGUCACACUAGACAAAAUACAAGAAAUGCAUCCAGGACCCAAAGAAAACUUCAUGGGGGCCUUUAUGAUAUUUCCGUAAAGGACUAUAAAUGUGUGUUUUCCACUUAGUUGAACAUGUUCUGUUUUUUUUCAUGUAUAAAAUACAUAUUCUAAUAUAUGCUGUACUAGAUGGAUACAUUUUAGUGACCUAUGGAAAAAGCAACAAAUGUUACCUGAUAUUCAGGUUAUAUCUAUAUAAAUAAUUAACAUUUUAGCACAUAUUUGGUUAUUUGAAUAAAUCCCU
Molecule: messenger RNA, 1410 nt
Organism: Menidia menidia (Atlantic silverside)
Lineage: Eukaryota; Metazoa; Chordata; Actinopteri; Atheriniformes; Atherinopsidae
Source: the annotation of a GenBank genome assembly